Molecule: messenger RNA, 1296 nt
Organism: Microbotryum saponariae
Lineage: Eukaryota; Fungi; Basidiomycota; Microbotryomycetes; Microbotryales; Microbotryaceae
Source: the annotation of a GenBank genome assembly
AUGGCUUCCCUGUUGCGCCAAGCGAUCCAAUCGACGUCGAGGACGUCAACGCAGGCCGUGCGCUCCUUCUCGAGUGCCCGAGUCGCUCGAUCGGACGCAUUGAUGGUCGUACGCCCGACUCGACUCUCUUGAUGAUCGGAGGAGGCGCGGAGUGGAUAGCAUAGCUUACUGAAUUUAUGUUUGCUUCCUGUUUGAACAGCACCGUAACUCUUCGCACAACAAUCCUUCCGUACGUACCGAGUCUUUUAUCUCGGUGGGAUGAGGGAGCUCCUUGGCUUCUCCCCAUGCAUCAUCCGUGUCCGCCGUGUCCGCCGUGUCAACCCAGUACGACUAACCCUUCUCAUCAACCACUUCCUUUAAACCACCACAGAUUCCCUUCUCCCUCACGGCGGAGAACCAAAAAGUCGCCGACAAGAUUAUCGCCAAGUACCCCUCUCAAUACAAGAAGGCCGCCGUGAUUCCUUUGCUCGAGUUGGCGCAGAUCCAGAACAAGAACUUUACGAGCAUCUCGGUCAUGAAUGAGGUUGCGAGGAUCUUGGAGAUGCCGCCUAUGAGGGUUUAUGAGGUCGCUUCGUUUUAUACCAUGUUCAACCGGUGCGUUGAAGCGGAGGAGAUGGGGUUUGUGAGAACGGGCGGCGUCUAGCCGAAGAUUCAGACUGAUCACAAUCUCUCUUACUUCAACCCUCACUCCACAGAGAACCCGUCGGAGAUCACUUCGUCCAAGUGUGCACGACCACGCCCUGCAUGCUGGGCGGAGCAGGCUCGGACGUGAUCGUUGAAGCGAUCCAAAAACACCUCGGUAUCGGAUUGGGUCAAACGACCAAAGACAACAAGUUCACUUUCAUCGAGGUCGAAUGCUUGGGCGCUUGUUCGAAUGCGCCUAUGGUGCAGAUCAAUGAUAAGUUUUAUGUACGUUCAAAAGAGACGAUUCAGGAGAGAUGGGCUGAACGAGCUGGACUCGGUCCCUUGCUUCCCAAAACAACUUCUUUCUGACUCAUGUGAUCCCCCUUCGCAUUUGACAGGAGGACCUGACCCCCGAAUCGAUCGUCUCGGUGCUCAAGGACCUCUCGGCCGGUAAAGAACCCAAGACGGGCCCGCAGUCCAAGAGGAAAGGCAGCGAACCGGACGGACCGUUGACCGCCAUGAUAGGGGAGGUGAGUUUGUUUUGCGCACAGGCGCGGUCUCAAGAGGCAAGCGAACGAAGGACGGAAAACUGAUGGCAAUUCGUGAUGUCCGUGGCUCUGAUACGUACAGCCACCAAAGCCCGCGGAUAUCUUCGCGCCUGAAUGGCGUUGA